UGAUGGUGAUGUUUUAUUUUUAUGGGUCACACUGGGUCAUAAUGAAUUUAUUGGAUAUCAGAUCUUCAUUGAUGAAAGAUAAUUGAUUGAUGGCUUUAGCUUACUCUUGAUGUACCCUUUGAUGGAUAUGUCAUUCCAUUUGUCUAUUUUAAAUGUCUUUGGGGUAUGAAUGAUGAGCUAAUCAUCCAAUUUUUAUAUGAUUAUUGGUUUUUUAAAUAUAGCCAUCAGAACAUGGAUGGUGCCCAACAUGGCUCAAGCCGUGGCCCCUAUCCCAUGGACAUGCCACAGCGCCCGACUGUUACGAUCAAGACCAAUUCUGCUGAUAAGGUCAUGUUGAUGGAGAAGAAGACAUCACUUUAUGCCGGUCCCACCUUCCAUAACUCGCCUGCCCCAACCAGUCUUCCCAUCCCUGCUUUUUCUCGCUCGGCCGGUAACAGCCCCACUGAGCCCACUGUUGACAGACUGCCUUCGUCCCCUUUCUUUGCCGAAGCGGCUUCUCCCCAGCUCAACAGUAUGCGACCAUUCACUGUACCUUCGCCCACGGAAGGUUGGACCGGCCACUACUCCAUGCCUUUGACCCAUGGCUAUAAUGUUCCUGACCGCAUGGCAACCUCAAGCUUUACCCCACAUGGUCCUGCACCGGACAGUGUUGCUCACUUGAUGGAAAUUAGUCAGAGUCUCCGCAACUUGCUGAAGAUCCAAAGCCAAUAGUUUAUUUGAUCUUUUCUCUCAUUUUUGCUUCUUGCUUUCCUUCCUUCCUUCCAUUGCGUCUCUUUUGGUUUUUAUUUUUUUAUUUUUCCUUUAUUUUUUAUUUUAUUUUCAUACCCUUUUCUUUUUAACUCUAUCAUCUUUUUCUUUUUCCUUUUUUCCUUUUUUGAUUUGUCCUUUUCCAUUUUUCUUUUUCUUUCUAUCCAGGCAUGUUAUUUUGUUUGCCAAUAUGGAUAGUGUCCGGGUCGUGUGCACUCAUCAUGUAGCCCGAAAUUUUAGUAUAUGCAGUGCAUAAGGGUUCUCAUGAAUGGGUUGAACAUA
Lobosporangium transversale is the source of this 1029-nucleotide messenger RNA. RefSeq lists its product as hypothetical. The transcript has a single exon. NCBI's taxonomy places the organism in Eukaryota, Fungi, Mortierellomycota, Mortierellomycetes, Mortierellales, Mortierellaceae. The record is from RefSeq and is a predicted model, not a curated record. Bases 166 to 711 code for a protein of 181 amino acids.